CAGCAGUGCGCUGUGUCCCUUGGACACAGCGGAUCACCGAUCAACGGAAAGAGCAGAAGAUUUUGGCUCAGUCAUGUGAUCAGCUGUGCCCAAUCAGAGCUGAUCACAUGGGACAUGUACACUGAUCAUCAGGGCACUGAUGAUCAGUGUGCCCUGAUGAUCAUUGUAGCCCCAGCAGUGCCACCUGUCAGUGUCCAUCAAUGCCAGCUGUCAGUACUCAUCAGUGCCACCUGCCAGUGCCCAUCAGUGCCACAUCAAUGCCACAUAUCAGUGCCUGCCAGUGCACAUCAAUGCCACAUAUCAGUGCCCAUCUGAGCUGCCUUUCAGAGUCAUCUAUCUGUCCAGUCAGUGCCACCUAUCAGUGCUGCCAAUCAGUGCCGCCGAUGCCAGUCAGUGCCGCCUAUCAGUGCCGACAAUCAGUGCACAUCAGUGCUGCCUAUCAGUGCCACCUAACAGUG
Staurois parvus is the source of this 458-nucleotide messenger RNA. The record is from the annotation of a GenBank genome assembly. NCBI's taxonomy places the organism in Eukaryota, Metazoa, Chordata, Amphibia, Anura, Ranidae.